Messenger RNA from Pollicipes pollicipes, 2700 nucleotides. RefSeq names its product trafficking protein particle complex subunit 12. The coding region runs from base 392 to 2359 and encodes 655 amino acids. NCBI's taxonomy places the organism in Eukaryota, Metazoa, Arthropoda, Thecostraca, Pollicipedomorpha, Pollicipedidae. The transcript is spliced from 14 exons. Gene Ontology annotation, molecular function: protein binding. The record is from RefSeq and is a predicted model, not a curated record. Gene Ontology annotation, cellular component: Golgi apparatus; TRAPP complex.
ACGUCCGCUGGCGUGCCUCCUUUCUUAUUUAUAGGAAUUGUUUGGUUGGGAUCUCACUGGUACUUGGUGUCGUACUAAACUCAUGCGACAUAUGUAGGGACAAAUAGUGGGCAGCUUGUCAUGACAUAAAUGGAUGUUGCGGCCAGCAGCAGCGUGCCAGUCUAAAUGACGUUCCCUUUUUAUGUCUUGUUUGCAUUGCUUUCUAGGCAUCAGCCCAUCAGCCCAGUGGGGUCUUAUACGUUUGGUGACAUUGUUUGUUCCUGCCAUGUGCAAUGAGAAGUGUUCAUGAAGUGGUAUGACUUCAAAUGAAAGGAAAGCAUUUUGGUCACAAGACUUGGUCAAUUUUAUGCCACAGGCUCCAAUUCACGGCUAAUCCUGCAAGUCUGCCGCCAUGUCCGAGGGAGAGCCGCCGCCGGCGCCCACCCUGCGGCAGUUCUUCGGCUCGCCGAAGGCGGACGAUGACGUGUUCAGCCAGCUGACGGAUGCUGGCCACCAGUCAGCUGUGAUGGCCAGCCAGGUGAACCUGGCGCAGUCGGCCCAUGCGGCGCCGCCGCCAGCCGCGCACCUGGCGCAGCCGGGGCCACCGCAGCUUCUGCAGGUGUCGGAAAUGGCGCCCAAUGUCGAGCAGACCUUCAAACAGGAAUUACAGGAGGCGCUCGAAUACGAGGAGCGUCGGCCGCGCUUCAGCAUCGGGCCCGAGUCGGCGGACGAGGUCUCGCGGCUGGUGGCCGAGGUGCAGUGUGCAGAGCCCGAGGCCGCCGGAGAGGCGUCGGCCGGCGACGCGACGGCAUCUGACGGCACGACUCCGCCCCAGCUGGACCUUCCCUCGCCUGCUCACACCGCAGACGGAGAUGCUGGCGACGUCACAGCCCAGGGUGACGAGGAGGAGGUGCCGCUGACAGAUGACGUAACGCCACCGGCGCCGCCGGCGCCGCCCUUCGAGGGUCUGCCGUCCGGCUCGGCCAGCGCCGAUCUGGAGCUGGCGGUGACGCCAGACGACCCGGCCAUGAGCGGCGAGCUGACCGCCUCCUGUUUGCCCAACACAGAGAUGGACCGCCAGUUCGACGCCUGGGUGCCGUCGGAGGAGACCCAGCGCGUGCUGAGCUCCAUGUCGCAGAGUUUGCCGGGCACGUUCUACCCGCGCCGCGACAGUCUGACGCUGCCCGGCUGCAGUCUGCAGAGCGAGCUGACGGACCCAGUGUCGGAGCUGAUGCUGCAGUACAUGACGUCGGCCGAGGCGCGCCGCCGCUCCGUGCUGACGGCCGACAGCGUGACUCAAGACGACCGCGGCAUCCGGCAGCUGAUCCAGGCGGGCUGUUAUCGCGCGGCGGUGAACCUCACCGGCCGACUGCUCACCAACUACGGCCAGGGGUACGGCCGGGUCGGCCAGGUCAGCAAGCACACGGCCAACUCGGUACAGCUGUGGUUCACGCGGCUGGCGCUGCUCGUGCGUCUGCGCCUGUUUCCGGUGGCCGAGCAGGAGGCCGAGGCCUGGGGAGACCUCGACACGGCAGACCUCUUCUUCCAGUACUACCCGGACCUGUACGGGGGACGGCGCGGCUCGCUGGUGCCGUUUAACUUCCGGGUGCUGCUGGCGGAGCUACCGCGCUACAGCGCCCACUACCAAGCCAGCCUAGACCGGCUCUACCAGAUCCACGCCGUCUGCCAGCAGAUCCUGUCGAACCUGUCGGCGGGCCGCGCGGAGGAUGGCUCCCCCUCCGACCUGUCGGAGGGCGGCCGACAGCGCUCACUGGCCCUCUGGAACAGCCGCAGGCUCAAGGUCAUCUUCUCCGUCGUCAACUGCUGUGUCGGCAUGAAGGACUACGAGCAGGCCAUCACCUGUCUGGGCCAGCUGGCUGCCGAGCUGCCCGAGUCGGCGGCCGCGCUCCGCUCCGCAGUCGGCCGCGUCUACCUGCAGCUGGGCAACCUGGCGGCGGCGCGUGCCGUCUUCGCCACCGUGGCCGACAAGCCUCCGUCGGAGAGUGACGACAGUCGACUAUCCGCACAGCUGCUAAUUAACGACGCGUUCCUCGCGAUCGGCGAGAACAACUUUGCGGAGGCGCAGGCCAAGUUCGAGCGCGCGCUGCAGCUGGAGCCUGAGAACGCCACGGUGCUGACCAACCUGUCGGUGUGCCUGCUGUACCAAGGCCGGCUGGCAGACGCCGUGACCAUGCUGGAGACGGCCGUUUUCUCCCGUCCCGAGCUCUUGCAGGAGACGGUGCUGCUUAACCUGUGCACCCUCUAUGAGCUGCAGACGUCCAAGUGCAACCGGAAGAAGGUGGAGCUCCUGUCGAGGGUUGGCGGCUGUAAGGGCGACGGCUUCAAUGUGGGCUGUCUGAAGCUGCAGUCGGCUACGUGAUGACGUCAUGAAGUGUCAUUAACGGCGGGCGAUGAGAUGUUAUAUAUUCAAUAUGUUGUAGGUGGCAUGUUGUGUAUGGAAACAUUAUGAGCUGCAGGCUGUUGUGAAUAUAGAGGUUGUGAGCGUCGGACACCUACUGAAUUUUAUUGAGUGAGUUUGUGCAAGCUUGUAGGUGAAGUGAUGUGACGUGCAGGCCACCCUGGCGCCAUCCUUGAUAUUGGUAAUGCUAGGUUGAACUUGGUGGUGGUUGUUGCUUGUCAGCAGUUGCUGUUAUGCACGUUUGUGCGUGUCAUAAAGCAGUUUGAAUACACACGGUGCUGAUUAAGGCGAUCGGUUUUAGA